Plasmodium inui San Antonio 1 is the source of this 5097-nucleotide messenger RNA. RefSeq lists its product as hypothetical. Lineage: Eukaryota; Apicomplexa; Aconoidasida; Haemosporida; Plasmodiidae. The record is from RefSeq and is a predicted model, not a curated record. The transcript is spliced from 6 exons. The coding region runs from base 1 to 5097 and encodes 1698 amino acids.
AUGGAGAAAAAAAUUGGGUGUGUGUAUAAAAUUAAGGAGAGCAGGAGAGGAAAAGGUUUGUCUAAGCCAGGUGAUGAAGCAAAAAAAAAGGGGGCGCGGUUACGUUACUUUAAGGAUACACAGGAAAAUGAAGCCAGUGUUCCUGGUGAUGCAGCCAGUGUAGCUGGUGAUGCAGCGAGCAUUCCUAGUGAAGCAGCCAUCAUGCAUAGUGAAUCAGCGAAUGUGGUUGGCGAUGCCAACCGUAGGACUGAAGUCCACUCCUAUGCCAAUGGGAGAGGGAUGAACCGUUUUGAAGCUCCACAGUGGAGUAGCAAUGUGGAAGAUCCACCGUAUAGCCAUUCCAAACUAAGGAAAAGUGAUCAAGGAGAAAGUUACCUGAACGACAUAGAUCUGAAUGAAGAAUCAGAUCCAGUAGAGAAGGAGAAUGAAGGACAACUUCGUUCUUCCACUCUGCUACCUGAGACUGCAUAUCAGAGGCAAAGACGGGGAGGCAUGACAAGAGAGGCUGAUCAGAAGCAGAGCUCAAUUUGGGGGGAAGACGAUAUUAUGCACAUGGGUGUGGGCUUUCCUGAGGAGGUACCCCCGGCGGGAAGAACCGAACAAGAUCGCGAAUGCAGUGGUGGUGACGCCGUGUAUUCUGUGUACGCUGCGUGUGCUAUGUGCACGGAUGGAGGGUUGGAGGAUGCCGAUUUGGUCGAUGCUGCUUUGUCAGGUGCCGACUCGAACACUGCGAAGGACACCGCCAACUGCGCACGCAGCUCCCAUUUCGUAGAGAGUGACCAGGAGGAGGAACUCCGGGGAAUGAAGCCACCCGAACAGAAGGAUAAACAGGCAGACAGCGAAGACGACAACGAAAUAAAAAACAUAUUAGACGUGCUGCAGAAUUUAAAAAAUUAUAAUUUUGAUGAUACAGCCAAUUUCGAUAAUGAUGCACUUUACGAACCAUUUGAUGAUGAUGCGGAAGAUGAAGAGACGGGAAAGAGUAUAAUGGACCCACUUGUUCAGGAGAGGAACGCCCCUUUUUUGGAGAGCGACUAUGUUUUUAAGGGCCCUACUGGUGAGGGUGCUACCAAUGUUGAGGCUGCCAUCAAUGAUGAAGCAUCUGCCUCUGCUGCGGAGGGCGAUGACGCUAGUGAUAGCAACGCGCACGAGUACCUAGAUCUGCGGAAGAUAAAGGAGCAGUACAGGAGGUACAACUUCUCGCUAAGCGAUGUUGAAGAGGGGGGAGAGGCCGAAAACGUGGGGGAGGCGACGCAGUCAAAGGCAUACAUGAACACAGGGGAAGAGGAAAAUUAUCAGAGUAAGGAAAAGGAACGCGCUGAUAAUCCCCACGAGGGGGAAGUAGGAGGGGAAGAAGAGAAGGGUGGCACAGACCACGUCGUGGGUGAAAUGUCGCAUGAUGACAAGCACAUGUCUGACGCGGUCGACGGUGAGGACGCAAACCACAAGAUGAGCACUCCAAAUAAAGUUAAAAAAAAAAAGAAGAAAAAAAGGAGCGGAAAAAAAGGAAAAACAUAUUCUGAGCAUUGCGACAGUGCGGGUGUCGGAGGGGAUGGUAACGAAGACGUAGACGGUGACGAUAGGAGUGUUCCCAGUAAUGGACAGAGGGUUAGUAGUGGGGACCGUCCCAGUGGCGGAGAACAGGUUAGCGGUGACGGGGGAGAGAGUGCCUCCAUUUUUGUGACCAACCGCUCUGGAGAAGCCCUUGCAGCCGAAGAUUGCGAACCGAACGGGGAGACGACAAAAAUGGAAUCCAUCCCAAACGGAGGAAAGAACAACAAGGAGAGAGUUGAACUGCACGAAUGUAACAGCGCAACCGAGUCGGGUGUGCCAUCUAGCAAAGACAAAGUCGAACGCGAGGAGAAGAUAAGAAGGAAAAAAUUGCUUAAGCAAAACAUCGGUAACUUAAACAAUAAGGGAGGAGAUAACCAGAGGAAUGAAGCCAAUUUUGACGCACACGGUGCAGUGCAGAAUGGAGGCACUUGGACGAAGGCUAACUUGCCGAGCCAGGAGGAGAGCACCAAGGGGGGGGAGAACCCCCCAUAUGGGGACCUCUCAGAAGAAGUGAGGAACAUAAUAAAUUCCAAUGACAGUGAUGAGGAGGAUUAUAACCACUUCGAGUUUGAUCACUAUCUGAGCAAAUUGCAUAAUUUGAAGAGCCUGCUUCGACAGGAGGUGAUUCAGAGCGAUGAAGAGGUUGGAGGUGAAGCGGCGCAGCCACGGGGGGAGCAGGUGUACACUGCAGAGGGGGGGCGGAAAGGGGAGGAAGAAGCAAAAGAAGCAGAAGAAGCACAAGUUGAAGUUGACGUUGAAGGGGACGAAGAAAAAGAAGACGUGGACGUUGAAGAGGACGACGCCGUGGAUGGAGAUCAUGUGGACAAUGCGGCCGCUUCAGAUGACUGCGCCAAUUCGAACCCCUCGAAGGAGCUUCCCCGCGCAAGGGCGCGUAAGAGGAGCCCCCGCGGAGAGGUAACGGCCAAGGCGACGCCCGAGGCGACGCCCGAAGCACAACUGGUCGAAGUAGACCUCUUCGCUGAAAGGAACAGCCGACUCAAAAGGGAAGUCAAAAGUCUACAAAGAGAAAUGAACAGAUACAAAAAAAUGGAAAAGACAUUUCACAAAAAUAGAGAAAAAUAUAAAACAAAAUUAACACUAAUUAGAGAAUACGAAAAGAAAAUCGAUCACAUGAUAAUGGACUUCAAAAAGUUAAAAGACACAUGCACAAGUAAGGAGAAGAAGUUGGCAAGAUUUGAAGAAGUAGUAAAAUAUAUGAAUGAGCAGUUUGCCAUGAGUAAGAUCCAAUUCGAAAAUAAAAUGAAUGAGUAUGUUCUAUUUCUAAAAAAAAAGGACUCCGAAAUUUAUAUGCUAAAGGAGCUCAUUAAGGAAAAGGAGAAAAUCGUCACCUUUAAUGAGACCAUUCUGAAGCAGUACAAAAGCGACAUCGAUGACAUGUUAAGGCAGAACAUCGAGCGAGUGGAACAUGUUAAGGCGAAACUGAAGACCCAACAAGAGCUAAUCAUAGAAAAGGAGAGUAAAAUUAAAACACUUCAGGAGGAUGUUAGGAGCUACUCUGAUCAGUUAGACCAAAUGGAUAGCAAAAUGAAGAAAGUGCUGUACCAGAGAGAGGUGGAUGAGGAGAGGAGGAAAGAAGUAGAGAGCAAUUAUCAAAAGGAGAGAAAAAAAAACGAAAAUCUAAUCAACCAAGUGGAGCAACUCGGGAGGGAAAACAAAGACUUACAUUACAAAGUGGAAAAUUUGCUGCAGAGCGAAAAGAGCAUUAUGAACGGCAAGGUAGAAUUGGCCGAAAGCCAAAAGGUGUUAAGCAUGGAUAAUGAAAAAAUGAAAAAGGAGAGAGACAUGCUCCUAAAUGAGAAGACACAACUGCAGGAGAAAUGCAACCUGCUCAGCACAGAAAAUGGGAAAAUUAACGACCAGAUAGGAGCCCUCCAAAGGGAAAAAAACGAACAGGAGAGGGAGAUAACCAGACUGAAGGAAGAUGUAAUCAAACUCAGGGAGGAGUUCUCCAAAUUGGAGGAGAAACACUCCAAAUUGAAAGAAGAAAAGGACCAAAUGGAAGGGAAAAGUCUCACACAGAAAGGCGAAAAAGACACGUUGCAAAAUGAGCUAGAAGAGACCAAGCGCAAGAUGGAAGACUGCGUGAGGGAAAAUGAGAAGCUAAAAAGCAUGUUGGAUGAAAUGAGCUCCAAAAAUGAGAAUCUUCUAUCAAAAAAGGAGCAGGAAGAACAAAGACUGAGAGAAUAUAUCAAAGAUGUGGAAGACAAACUGGAGGAGCACAAGACACUUUACUGCAAGGAAAAGGAAGUCAUACAAAAUCUGAGCAACGAGAAAAAUAAAUUCAUUAAAGAAUGCGAACGGUUAAAAAGUAGGAAUAAAAAAAUCAUCUCCAAGUUGAAGGAGAAAAAGAGCAAUCUUUCCAGAAGGAAAAAAGAAAAAAGUAACUUCGCACAAAAGGUACAUUCACUGGAAGAAGCCUUCCAAAACACAUACAACGAACUGGAGGAAGAGAAAAACUCUCUAAAGGAAGAGCUCCAUGAUGUCAAAGUCACAAAUGAAGACUUAAAAAAAAAAGCGCAAAAUCUUCUCAACGUCAAUGAGGUGCUAAUCAAAGAAAUGAAAACUUACAAUGAAGAGAAAGAUAAAUUCAUUAAAGGGUUGAAGAACAUCAAACUGGCUUACCUCAAGAUAAGAAAAGAAAACGAGGAGCUAAAGAAGGACGCUUUUGCAUAUAUUAAAAAGGACGUGGAGGAAAACUACGUCCCCCUCUCUGCACACAACCAGCUUUUACACGAACAGAAGAGUUUGGUUGAGGAGAAAGACACUCUUCAGGAGAAGCUCAAGGAAAAUGAGACCCUCAUCGCAAAGCUGCAUAAGGAUAAAGAAGACUUGGGCGAAAGUUUGACCAGACUUUCCAAGGAGAACGAGGAGCUCAAAACGAACAUCCGAGUCAAGAAUAAGAUUACGGAGGAUAUCACGGCCAACGUGGAGAAACUAAAAACUGACCUCACCAGCAAGGACGAAGAAGUGAAGAAAAAAGUGCUCGAAGUUAAGAAAAUGGAGCGCGACUAUAAGAAGCUCCUGGACGAUUACAAAAAUGAAAAAAAAAGUUUAAUUUCAAAAUACGAAAACGAGCUGGACGACUACCUGCGAAAGUGUGAAUUGGCCCACGCCAAAUAUAAGAAGUGCGAGGAAGAGAUCAAGGAACUGAAAAAUAAACUGAAGGUGAAGGAUGAUGUGAUAGAAUACACACACAAAGAAAUUGAAAACAUUAAGGAGUCCUUCUGCAACGAAUACGAAUGUAAAAUUAAGGAUGUCGUGGAAGAGAAGGACAAGGAAGUGUACGCCAUACAGAGAAGAUGCAAGGAGCUGCACGAGGACAACAACAUAAACAAAAACGAAAUCGCCAAGCUAAACAAACUGCUGGAAGAUGCAAAUAAGAAAAUAAAGAAGAGAGACAUGGAAAUGUACAUACUGCUGGAAGAAAACAAAAAGCAGAAGGAGAAGGCAGCCAAAAAAAUGAACAAAGUGAACGAGCUGCUGAACAACCUGCAGAAGGAGUACACGGAUAGUAUUCCGUGA